GCAAUGUCUUAUCUGUCGCAAUCUCUUAGCGCGCUUGCGAUGUCGGGUUGCCUGGCACCUGUGGCGGUCGUGUUGACUUCAUCAUCCCAACCUCCUAUCUCUCAUUCAUUUCAAACCCGACUUACCGCUCUUUUACCCGGCCAACAUCUCAAGCGAAAACCCCGUCUUCUACUUUACUCCCUCACUUAGGCGACUACGAAUUCCAACCAAUUUAACAGUUAACCAUGACGCGACACACAUCUGAUUACCUGCGCCAGCGCACCUCCAACCUGUCUCUCCGAAGCGAGGCGGCAACAAAUGCUUUAAGCACAUCUCGGCUGUCAAGCUUCGCCAACCCUUCCGAAUUCGAAAAUGAGUCAACUAUAUCCGAUGCUCUAAAGGCAUUUGUCGUCGGUGACCUAGCUCGCAGCGGGUCCGUGUCCCUUUGCGAUUCUUGCCUACGAGAUAUACCCAAAGAAAAGCGAGCCGGUACGAAUAUCAUAAUCGAAAGCGACACGCAACAAUGUUCUGCGUGCGAUGUCUUGGCAUCAAAGCCCGAGGCUUUCACCGAGCCCUUCUGCAAGUUUCUUCAGGAGAAUCCUACUGUAUUCCAUUCCGUCGGUUACUUCAAAGACAAAUUGAAUGCUCUUGACUAUAAGGAGCUUCCCGCACGGGAUGACUGGUCUGGGAAGCUCAAGGCUGGUGGCAAGUAUUACGUGACUCGAAACGGCACCUCCCUUAUUGGAUUCACGGUUGGAAAGGCCUACAAGCCCGGUAAUGGUGUAGCCAUCAUUGCGGGUCACAUCGACGCUUUAACCGCAAAACUAAAGCCCGUCAGCAACAAGCCGACCAAAGCUGGGUAUAUCCAACUGGGAGUCGCUCCGUACGCGGGUGGUCUAAAUGAAACCUGGUGGGAUCGGGAUCUUAGUAUCGGAGGUCGAGUUAUCGUACGGGACGAGUCUGGCAAGACCUCAAGCCGGCUCGUUCAACUUGAUUGGCCUAUUGCUCGUAUACCAACACUUGCUCCCCAUUUUGGUGUGGGUAUGCUGGGCCAACAAAACAAGGAGACGGAAGCAGUCCCAAUUAUUGGACUUGACAAUUCUGAUAUCUCCCCAAACGCUAAACCAGUUGAACCUCUGGGUCCGGCUGGAUCGUUUGUUGCUACCCAGCCACCGAGGCUCGUCCAGCUGAUUUCAGAAAAGUUAGGCAUUAAAGACCACUCUCAAAUUGUGAAUUGGGAGUUGGAGCUUUUCGAUCUCCAACCCGCAACUGUGGGUGGGUUGGAUAAAGAGUUCAUUUUUGCUGGUCGCAUUGAUGAUAAGUUAUGUUCUUGGGCGGCAUUCCAAGGCCUGCUGGCUUCGGAGGCAAACGACGACGACGGUGUUAUAAAACUGGUCGCGCUCUUUGAUGAUGAAGAGAUUGGUUCUCUUUUACGCCAAGGUGCGAGGGGCAAUUUCCUCCCGUCUGUAAUUGAGAGAGCGGUUGAGUCGCUAUGCGGAGAGGAUAAGGCAUUUGGGCCUGGUGUUCUAGGUCAAACGUACGCGCAGUCAUUCCUCGUGUCGGCCGAUGUCACCCACGCCGUAAACCCCAACUUUUUAUCCCGCUACCUGGACGGACAUGCACCUCGUCUCAACGUUGGAAUUACCAUUGCCGCAGACAGCAAUGGUCACAUGACUACGGAUUCGGUAUCGACUGCAAUUCUCACCAGAGUUGCUGAGUUAAGCGACUGUACACCGCAAGUCUUCCAGAUCCGUAAUGACUCUCGAAGUGGUGGCACAGUUGGACCUAUGUUAAGUAGUGCGAUGGGUAUUAAGGCCGCGGAUGCUGGAAUGGCCCAGCUUAGCAUGCAUUCUAUCCGUGCAACAUGUGGCUCUCUAGAUCCAGGUCUGGGUGUUAAAUUCUUUAAAGGAUUCCUUGACAAGUGGGAGAAGGUCGAUGCCGAAUGGCAGUGAAGCGAGCUGCACAUAUGAUUUGAUAUCAAGGUCAAGUCAUGUACAUCUAGAUGUAUCAAUAUCCACCCAGUUUAGACGAUAUUAAUUAGAUUUUAGAAUCACUAGCAUUCAGUAAUUUAAAGCUAAGCGUUUCUAGUAA
Messenger RNA from Daldinia vernicosa, 2070 nucleotides. RefSeq names its product aminopeptidase I zinc metalloprotease-domain-containing protein. Gene Ontology annotation, biological process: proteolysis. The transcript is spliced from 3 exons. The record is from RefSeq and is a predicted model, not a curated record. Gene Ontology annotation, cellular component: fungal-type vacuole. The coding region runs from base 225 to 1931 and encodes 568 amino acids. Gene Ontology annotation, molecular function: metalloaminopeptidase activity; zinc ion binding. Lineage: Eukaryota; Fungi; Ascomycota; Sordariomycetes; Xylariales; Hypoxylaceae.